Messenger RNA from Diorhabda carinulata, 4738 nucleotides. Its product is annotated as protein downstream neighbor of son homolog. The record is from RefSeq and is a predicted model, not a curated record. Gene Ontology annotation, cellular component: nucleus. Gene Ontology annotation, biological process: nuclear DNA replication. The coding region runs from base 55 to 1689 and encodes 544 amino acids. NCBI's taxonomy places the organism in Eukaryota, Metazoa, Arthropoda, Insecta, Coleoptera, Chrysomelidae. The transcript is spliced from 5 exons.
AACAUUGGCAAGCGUACGUACUGUGGUCACUGAAAUGUUGUCGAAGUUGCAGAAAUGACAGACAGUCUGAAAAGUUGUGAGCCAUCAAAAUGGCUUCGUCCAUCGGAUGUAAUGAAAUUACAUAAAUUAAAACAAAGAAAGAAGGCCUUACAAGCCAGGAUAAAAGGUAAUACUCAAGAUUGUUCAUCAGCUAAUUCUAAUCCAUCAAACUCGUUCGAAAAUGUUUUUUCGGCAAAAAAACGUACUAAUCCUUUUCUAAAAUCAAGCGACUCAAAAAAGUUUAAAAACGACCAGAAUAUAUCUUUGGAAGAAUCGACAGAUCAGACUUUAUUUAAAUUAUUGAAUCCAAAAGCUGCAGAUUCAUCUAGUAAUACUUUCACAUCCUUUAGUAAUUUAUUAAAUAAAUUGGAUUCUAAUAGCAAAGAAGAACCUGUUGAAAUUGUUAAAGCUCAAGGAGAAAGUUGGUUACCUAUUGAUUGGUCUUUAAAAGAUAAAGUUAGAUUAAUAUCUACAAAACCGUUUUCUUGGAGUCAAAAAUUGAAAGUUAGUGAAGAGGCUAGUGGUAUUACUGCUUUUACUAGAUGUUUAGAUAAUGAUACUGAUAAUAAUUUAGAUUCAUCCCCAAAUGCAAAAUUUCAUCAAUGUUGUUUGUAUUGGAUGCAACCAAACUUACCAUGGUUGACAUUGUUCCCCAGAACCUCUAGUAAAAUUCAGAAUAGUUGCCCCAUAAAUGCAUCUAUAAAAGAAAGUCUACAACAAGCAUGGCGUGAUAGUUUAAGAUCCCUAUUUCAAUUAAUAAGAACAAGACAGUGUCCUUAUUUCUAUGUAUGUGCAAAUACGUUUACAGUGCUUUUUAGGGCAGCAGGUAUAAGCGGAUUUACAGAUGUUCAUGUACUUGUUACCCCUACAACCAGAGGUUUAAGACACCUGAUUAAACAAGAAGAAAUUGAAUAUUCAAUGCCUCUUAAGAACAGGUCCUCUGAUCAAGGAUACGAGACGUGGGAUUCUGUAACUAGCGAACAAAGUGAGAAAAUUGAGGAACAAAUCGAAGAUAAAGAUGAUUCCGAUGAGAAUUGGAUGAAGAGUAUGGGAAUUGAUGAUAGGGAUAUUAAACAAAUUAACUACAGCCAGGAAAGGAUGAUUCACAAGGCGGAAUGUGAAAUUGACAACAGUGAACAAAGUCUGGUUAUGAUAGAAGGUGGAGAAGUUCAUGGUUUCUACAAUUUUCUACUUAAUUGUAAAAGUGCUACUGCUCUUACAGGAUCUCUAGCAGGGAUACCACCGACGCUUUUAGCUCCCGUAGCUUUUCACGGAGCUACCAUAAAUUCGUUAAAAGUUAGGGAAAGCAAAGUGUAUACGGACGACACAAAUUUUUAUUCUUUAGAACUUUCCGGACCAAUUCUACCUAGUAUGCCACAUAAUUUAUUCUGCCUCACUACUCCGGAUUGUAGUUUAACUGCUACUUUUAAUAAUUUACGGACAACUGAAUGUUUUAGUAAAGUGAAAAAUACUGAACGACGAUCUGUUAUUGAAAAUACUGGAAGUGUAGUGUUUGGAAAAGAAAAUUUAUCAGAUUGUGGUUUAUUACCAAAAGUGUUGAAACAUUUUUGUGCUGCUAACAGUGACUAUGUGACUAACGUAGAGUGUUUAAAGUAUACCAGUGAAAAUAAAACUUUUACUUGGACUUGAAUUGCAAAGCUGGCACUAAGCAAAUAAGGCAUAUUUUGGAAUUGAAAAAAAAAGUGCAAAGAUAUCAUAAUAAUUUUAUUUUUACAUGAAAGCCUGUACCUUAAUCUACUUUUCUACAUAAUUUCCGUGAAUAUUGAGGCACUUGUCCAUAACGUGGCACCAGUUUUUGUAUACCCUCCUCAUAAAAUUCUGCCGCCUGACUGUACCACUGUAUCACAACUGUUUUGACUUCCCAAGUGUUUCUUCAAGUGCAGGAACAAAUGGUAGUCGCUGGGCGCCAGAUCAGUGCUGUAGAGAGGAUGAUCUAGAGUUUCCCAUUGAAAAGAUUUGAUGAGAUGUUUGGUCCGAUUAGCCACAUGUGGACGGGCAUUGUCAUGCAGCAAAACGAUACCCUUACUCAACUUGCCACAUCUUUUGUUCUGGAUUGCACGACGCAGAUUGUUCAAUGUCUCACAAUAAGACGCUGUAUUGAUUGUCUUAUUACAAGGCCGAAACUCCACUAGCAAUACUCCUUUUCUGUCCCAAAAACUGUGCCCCUGAUUUUCCGGGCAGAAAUUGUUUGCUUAAACUUUUUUGGGUGAUGAUGAAUGUCGCCAUUCCAUAGAUUGUUGUUUUGAUUCUGGUGUGACGUAGGCCACCCAUGUUUCGUCACCAGUAACAAUUUGGUCUAAAAACUCUUCACUUUCAUUGUGGUAUCGCUAAAGGAAAGUCAAUGCACUGCCUAAAUGUUGGGUUUUGUGCAAAUCCGUCAACAUUUUUAGAACCCAACGUGAAUACAAUUUCCGGUAUUUCAAGUUCUCGGUCACAAUGCGAUAAAAAACACUACGAGAAUAUUGAGGAAAGUAGUCGCACAAUGAUGAAAUUGUAAAGCGUCUGUUAUCACUCACCUUUUCGUCCACUUUCUGCACCAAAUCUUUAUUAACGACCGGACGUCCACUGCGUUCUUCAUCAUGCACAUUUGUGCGGCCAUCUUUAAAUGCUUUCACCCAUUUUCUUACCUCAACCUUGGUGUUGCGGCGGUGGAAUCGCAAAACGGUACUUACUUAAAAAAUAUGCCUCGUAGUUUGUGAAAAUCCUCUACUACAUGAAUUAUGAAAGAAAUGAUUAAAAAAUAUUGUAUGGUUAUACACAGACAAAUUUUAUUAUUAAAACAAAAUUUAUAGGAACUGGAAAAAAAUUAAUCCUGUAUUAUGAAUUUGUAUGCAUGUUACAGUUAAAACUAGUUCAAUAUAGUUUUUGCUGAGGAAAACAAGUUUUCACAAACUCUUUUUGUUAAAACUAGCACCCUCGGCGAUAAAACUAGUUCAUUUACAGUUUUCAUUAGAAAAUGCUAUAAAUUUCUAGUUAAAAUUGUUUUUUUCUCGUACUUAAAACCGAUUUUCACUAGGGAAUUCCACUAAUAGGAAACUUUUAUGGCAUUUUGAUUUGUAUUGAAUUUUAUUUUUUUUGCGUAAACAGCAGUUAGAAGCACAAGAUUUUUUGCAGGAGCAACUUUCAAAACUUUUCCCUGAGCCAGUGGGACUAAGUUGUAUCUGGGACUCUAUCCAAUGGUAGAAAUAGCUCAGUAACGUUAGUGACAUAAUAAUACCAUACAUUUUCUUCACUUUCUAUAAGUUAUUUAUCACAAAAUUGACAUUUUGGUUCUAUGGUAGAUCAUAUCCGUAUGGAUUUUCUAUCCAUACGGAGUUCUAUGGUAGAUCUCAAUGUCUGUUAGAACCUUGCCUCGUUUCAUUUGGAAGAAAUGGUAUUAUUGGAUUCAUCGGAACAGGAUUUCCCUUGAUAGUGAAACUAAUUAGCUUUCCACCUUCUCUAUGAUUAUGUCCUCUUAUCUACCAAUGCAGAUUUCUUAAACGUUUUUUUUUAAAUAAAUUUGCUUUAUCGUUCCAACAUAAGAAAACUAUGCAUUUUCUUCACUUUCAAGAUUUUUGUCACAAAAUUGAUAUUCUUGUUGGUUUUUCAUCUAAUUUUCACAAAUUCAUGGUAAAUCUCUUUGUUUGGUAAAAACUUCUCUCAUUUUAUUUGGGAGAGAUGUUAUUUCCUGGAUACAGUGAAGCAGAAUUUCCAUGGUUAGUUUUCCAUCUUCACUAUGAUCCUUUUUUCAUACCGUUGCUGAUUUUUUAAAUGGUUUUCUUGAAAUAAAUUUCUUUUAUUCUUGUAACAUAAGGAAACUAUAAAUUUUCUUUACAAUAUUGACAUUUUUUGUUGGUUUAUCAUCCAAUCACUCAGUUUUCACGAAGUUGAUAUCUCGUAGAAAUUUGCAUUAAUUUAAGAUGGCGCUCCAGUCAAUAUGAAAUUGCAUCUUUACUCUUUAAUAUUAUACUGAUGAUAAAACUAGAAUUUUCGUGACUACAUUUUUGAAGAAAAAAAUCGAUUUUUCAAUAUAUUUGUAAUUUUUGAACUAUGAAAUAUAAUUAAGUUGGCAUUUUAAGAAACAUAAAACUAAAAGGUUUCAUUCAUCAACCCCAUAUAAUUGUGUUACGAGUGAUGAAGAGAAGGUCAUCUCUUUUCGAAGUGAAAUAUUAUCACUACACUACCCCAACAUUCACAAUUAUACUGCCUGACGCCUAUUUUGAUAACCGAGUUAUCAUCUUCAGGGAUUGGAGGUAAACAAAAAUCUAUUCAAUAGAUUCCCAGGGUUCGGAACCCUGGUCAAGUCAAUAAUUGACUGCCAACAUUGUGAGCUGAGGGUUUCCUUCUGGCGCUCAAAUUCGAAUACUUUAACGAACUGAUAAUGUAAUUGACUAAUUUCAUUUUUUAUUUGUUAUAUUUAACAUUAUGUUUAGUUUGGAGCAUCAAGAAUUUGGUUUUUGAAAAUUGAAAAAAUUCAUGCAGUAACCUCAAUAUUUUUAAUUAUUUAGAUGACUUAGUAUUCAAGUUUUUUAAUAAAAGGUGAGGUAAAGAAAAUUGAGUACAAUAAUACUUAGACAACACGUUUUUAAUCUAAAAUUAUUAACAAAUUACUUUUUGGUCAAUACAAAAAUUCGAUUUUUUAUUUCUUUAAUUACUAUGUAGUUUUAUGUGUGGUUUUUAAAAAUUUAAUAUAAUCCUC